UCUCUCUCUCUCUCUCUCUCUAACAGCCAUUGCCACUGAUUGAAGGCUUUCUAAUGGCGAACUCGGGCGAGUCUGAUCAACCUGAGCAAUCCGAACCAGUCUGCAACUUCUUUAGAAAGCCAUCAAAGAACAAAAAUAUCCGGAAACGCCCUUCUUUUCAAGAGGAAGAUAAUGAAGAUGAAGAUUUAAAAUCUGAAGGUGCAGUGGUAUAUAAUAAGAAAAAGCCCACAAUGGCUGACAAUAGGCUACACUUCUCUACAGGAUCAUCUGAGCGCCUUAAAACCUCAAAAUCUGAUGCUGAAUCUGAAACCCCGAUAUUUCAAUUUGAGUCUUCGAAAGAGAUUCAGGUUCAAAACGAUAGCCGGGCAACAGCAACUUUGGAGACCGAGACUGAGUUCACCAAAGAUGCUCGGGCAAUUCGAGAGAGAGUUCUUAAGCAAGCAGAGGACACAUUGAAGGGGAAAAACAAGAGCACUGGUGAUGAAAAAUUGUAUAAAGGGAUUCAUGGGUAUACUGAUCACAAGGCUGGGUUUCGAAGAGAGCAUACAGUUGCUGGUGAGAAAGCUGGUGGGUCUCAUGGGCCUCUCAGGGCAUCUGCUCAUAUUAGAGUGUCAGCGAGGUUUGACUAUCAACCAGACAUUUGUAAGGAUUACAAAGAGACUGGUUAUUGUGGGUACGGGGAUGCAUGCAAGUUUAUGCAUGACAGGGGUGAUUAUAAGCCAGGAUGGCAGUUGGAAAAGGACUGGGAGGAAGCAGAGAAGGCAAGGAAGAGAAAUUUGGUUAUGGGAGGGGAUGAUGAAUAUGAGGGACGCGCUGAUCAAAGUGAUGAAGAUUUUGAUGAUUCAUUGCCUUUUGCAUGUUUUAUUUGUAGGCAGCCUUUUGUGGAUCCUGUUGUAACAAAGUGCAAGCACUACUUUUGUGAGCACUGUGCAUUAAAGCAUCAUCGGAAUAACAAAAAGUGUUUUGUAUGCAACAAGGAAACCCAUGGCAUAUUCAACACUGCUUUCGAGAUACGCAAAAGGAUGGCUGCUGAGAAAAGUUGAUGGGCCCGAGCAUUCUUAUGUUUGUUCACAAGUUGGUCUUCUACUCAUGAAUGAGUAGUUUUUUUUUUUCUUUAGACAGAUAUUAGUUUCAGAACCAAUAUGAUGUACUUAAAUUCAGUGUUUGUUAAUUAAUUCAUGUGAUCACACGUGAAUUUUGGAUCGCUACAUCCGUGUGGGUUGGCCCUUAAAUUCUGUUCAUUGUUGUAUUCAAAAGCCUGUGUAUGAUUAUGGAUUUAUGCCAUCUUUGCAAAUUUUAGGGUUACGCCAACAUGUGGG
This is a messenger RNA of Ilex paraguariensis (yerba mate), 1319 nucleotides long. Lineage: Eukaryota; Viridiplantae; Streptophyta; Magnoliopsida; Aquifoliales; Aquifoliaceae. The record is from the annotation of a GenBank genome assembly.